Messenger RNA from Hibiscus syriacus, 1641 nucleotides. RefSeq lists its product as uncharacterized. The record is from RefSeq and is a predicted model, not a curated record. The transcript is spliced from 7 exons. Gene Ontology annotation, molecular function: ATP binding; kinase activity. NCBI's taxonomy places the organism in Eukaryota, Viridiplantae, Streptophyta, Magnoliopsida, Malvales, Malvaceae. The coding region runs from base 85 to 1620 and encodes 511 amino acids.
UCCAGAAAUCUUCAAAUUUUCCAGGAAUUUCCAGUACUUGGAUUUGUUAUUUUCUCGGGACAUUUUCCAUUAAUACAAACAGAUAUGGAUCAUAUUCACGGCGGUGUCAGAGUCAUCAUCAUACGCAUCCUCGCCGCGUCUGUCAUCGGAGCCGCCGCAGUCACCGCCGCUAAUUACUGCAGAAAAUCCGUCGAAGACCAUCAAAGUCUCGUCCCACUGCAGCAGAGGACAGAUUCAGGCCGGCUUGGAAACCUGGAAAGAUUCUCCCACUAUGUUGCUAGGCAACUGGGAUUUGAAGAUGCAAAUGAAUACCCGAAGCUCUGCAAAUUGGCUGAAAACUAUGUGAAGAAACCAAAAGAUUUUGAGGCUCAGAUGUUUGAAUAUUUUGCUGAAGAACCAGAAGCUGAAGCUUUGUAUGUGAAGUUGAUGGUGGAAUUUGAGAGAUGCAUACUCAGUUAUUUUGCUUUCCAUUGGAACCAAGCUCCCAAUAUAAUUUCUCAGGUUUUGGCUGUUGAAUCUGAGAAGAAAACAAAGCUAAAGGACUUAGUCAUUGCAGCUACAAGGCAAAAGAGAUUUGAGAGGGUGAUAAAGGACUUGAAGGUGGCAAGGGUGUUCUCGACGUUGGUGGAGGAGAUGAAGGCGAUGAGACGUGUCGACGGCGAGGCGAAGUGUACGGAAGUGAUGGCGCCGGUGGCGCACAGCCAGCGGAGCCCGGUUCUGUUGCUUAUGGGCGGUGGUAUGGGGGCCGGCAAAAGCACCGUGCUCAAAGAUGUUAUUUUAAAAGAACCGUUCUGGGCGGACGCGGCGGGGAAUGCCGUGGUUGUUGAGGCGGAUGCGUUCAAAGAAACAGAUGUAAUAUUCAAAGCUCUAAGCUCAAGGGGUCACCACCAUGACAUGCUCCUGACAUCCGAACUCGUCCAUCAAUCCUCCAUCGAGGCCGCAUCGUCACUGCUAGUGACGGCAUUGAACGAAGGCCGAGACGUGAUAAUGGACGGGACUCUAUCGUGGGAGCCCUUCUUCGAGCAGACGAUCGACAUGGCUCGAAAUGUCCACAAGCAUCGGUACCGGAUGGGGGUCGGAUACAAGGUUGAUGAAGAUGGAACCAUCACCGAGAACUAUUGGGAACAGAUAGACGAAGACAAUGAUCAUCAAACACAUAGGAAACCUUACCGAAUCGAACUUGUUGGUGUUGUAUGCGACGCAUAUCUAGCUGUCGUUAGAGGAAUAAGGAGAGCCAUCAUGGUGAAACGAGCAGUGAGAGUAAAUUCACAGUUAAGAUCCCACAAGAGGUUUGCAAGUGUAUUUCCAAGAUAUUGCCAAUUUGUUGACAAUGCCAGGCUCUAUUGCACUAAUGCUCUUAGAGGCCCUCCAAAGUUGAUAGGUUGGAAAGAUGGGGAUAACAAGCUGCUGAUAGACCCAGAUGACAUAAAAUGGUUGUCAAAUGUGAGCAAGUUGAACACAGGAGCAAACUGUGUGUAUGAGCUUUAUGAACAAGACCAAAGUCCGGUAGACAUGCCUGGUUCUGUCUGGAAAGACAUUGUUUUGUCCCCUACAAGAUCAUCUAUUCAAUUGGACCUCAAAGCUUCUGUUCGAAGAAUCGAAAAACGACGACAAUUGUAACACAGAUAUGUAAUCUCGCUC